ACCAAAUACUUCAGCUGGAAGAGAAGCCCAGAGAUUACAAAACUUAAUGGCGGACAUAAAUGUAAGAUUGUUGACAUUUGGUGUUAUAGCUAAUCAAGAGUUGUCCAUCAGUGGUGUAAAGAUGCCGAGAAUAUUUCUAAAGAUAAUUUCAGGUCGUUCCGGCAAGGAUAUGGUGGCAAACUUGGAAAGAAAUGCCAUCAAAUACCCAGACUUAAGCCAAGCAUACUUAACAAAGGCUGGAAAGACAAAGAGGAACAUAGAUGAUGCUUUUAAGAAAGAGAAUGUAGUCAAAUGUUUAGAUGAUACAGAAAGAAAAUUUGACCGAUUGGAAGAAUGUUUACAGAACAGUCAAGGAGUAACCGGAAAAGAUUACUGGCUAACCGGUCCCCAGUUCACGGUAGCAGAUAUUCUUCUUGGUGUCAUCAUGGAUCGUAUGACAAUACUAGGUCUUGAAGACAGAUUCUUUUCAAAAUCAGGACGACCGUUUUUGUUUGAAUAUCAACAAAGAAUUAGUCAGAAGAAAUCAGUACAGAUGCUAAGAGCAGAGGCUAAGAAAAUUGGACCAUUGCUGCUUUUAUCGGGUGUCAAAUCAGUGGCUCCUUAUGUUGGCAGUGUUGCAGUACUAGUAUUGGCGAUUGGAGCUGGUAUUUGGUACCUUAAAAAUAAAUGA
Molecule: messenger RNA, 670 nt
Organism: Mytilus trossulus (common blue mussel)
Lineage: Eukaryota; Metazoa; Mollusca; Bivalvia; Mytilida; Mytilidae
Product: ganglioside-induced differentiation-associated protein 1-like
Exons: 3
Coding region: 47-670 (207 amino acids)
Biological process (GO): mitochondrial fusion; mitochondrial fission
Cellular component (GO): mitochondrial outer membrane
Source: RefSeq, a predicted model, not a curated record